ACGAUUAUUCAUAGUGCGGCAAUAGCAGAGCAGCGACUCACACUGGUCUUCGCUUCUCAUUCAUCAUUUCUCACCUAACCUUCUCUUCCUCUCAGUCUCAGAUCAGAAACCUCCGCCAGCCAUGGCAGCGUUCCAGAAGAUCAAGGUCGUCAACCCCAUCGUCGAGAUGGACGGAGAUGAAAUGACUAGGGUUAUCUGGAAGUCAAUCAAGGACAAGCUCAUUUUGCCCUUCUUGGAGUUGGACAUCAAGUAUUAUGACUUAGGCCUUCCUUACCGUGAUGAGACCGAUGAUAAAGUUACAAUUGAAAGUGCAGAAGCAACUCUCAAGUACAAUGUAGCAAUCAAGUGUGCAACUAUCACUCCAGAUGAAGCUCGUGUGAAGGAGUUUGGCCUGAAGUCAAUGUGGAAGAGUCCAAAUGGGACUAUUAGGAACAUUUUGAAUGGAACUGUCUUCAGAGAACCAAUUCUUUGCAAAAACAUUCCCCGCCUUGUUCCUGGUUGGACAAAGGCAAUAUGUAUUGGAAGGCAUGCGUUUGGUGAUCAAUAUCGGGCUACUGACACUGUAAUUAAAGGAGCUGGAAAGCUGAAGCUGGUGUUUGUUCCAGAAGGCCAAGGUGAGGAAACUGAAUUCGAGGUUUUUAACUUCACUGGUGAAGGGGGUGUUUCAUUGGCUAUGUACAAUACUGAUGAGUCUAUUCGUUCUUUUGCCGAGGCUUCUAUGGCAACUGCUUUAGAGAAAAAGUGGCCACUUUAUCUUAGCACCAAAAAUACAAUUCUCAAGAAAUAUGAUGGAAGAUUCAAGGACAUAUUUCAAGAAGUUUAUGAGGCAAGCUGGAAAUCAAAAUUUGAGGCUGCUGGUAUAUGGUAUGAGCAUCGGCUUAUUGAUGAUAUGGUGGCGUAUGCACUUAAGAGUGAAGGAGGUUAUGUAUGGGCUUGCAAAAACUAUGAUGGAGAUGUCCAGAGUGAUUUCUUAGCUCAAGGUUUUGGAUCACUAGGUUUGAUGACAUCUGUAUUGGUUUGCCCUGAUGGAAAGACUAUUGAAGCAGAAGCAGCUCACGGCACAGUUACCCGUCAUUUUAGGGUUCAUCAGAAGGGAGGUGAAACCAGCACAAAUAGCAUAGCAUCCAUCUUUGCCUGGACAAGAGGGCUAGCCCACAGGGCAAAACUGGAUGGCAAUGCCAAACUCUUGGAUUUCACUGAAAAACUAGAGGCAGCUUGCAUUGGAGUAGUAGAGGCUGGGAAGAUGACCAAGGAUUUGGCACUUAUUCUUCAUGGAUCCAAGCUUUCAAGGGAGCAUUAUUUGAACACAGAGGAAUUCAUUGAUGCCGUGGCAGCCGAGCUUAGUGCUAAGCUUUCUACAUAGACUUGAUUUAAGACAGGCGGAAAAGAAGACGAUAGCAACAAGGAGCGUGCGUGCGUGCGUAUGCUGCUCUCUAUAUUCAGAAGAAAUAAGAAAGGGAAAAAGAAGCAUUGGUCCUUACCUUAGCCCCUUUUCCUUCAUUUGUUUGUUGGUUGGGAGAGCAAGGGUUGACUGUUUCUUCUCCAUAUUGGUUGUGAACUGAUUUGUCCUUUGUAUUUUCUAACUGAUCCCUUCCAACUUCCAAUUUUUAUAAUUGGAUUUUCUGCUGAAUUUAUUUUUUUUCCAUGUUUUUGACUUAUUAUUUUUCUGCAAAUGCCGUGCUGCAGACAGAAAAGGUGAACAUCCUUCCGAA
Molecule: messenger RNA, 1712 nt
Organism: Glycine soja
Lineage: Eukaryota; Viridiplantae; Streptophyta; Magnoliopsida; Fabales; Fabaceae
Product: isocitrate dehydrogenase [NADP]-like
Exons: 16
Coding region: 122-1363 (413 amino acids)
Biological process (GO): isocitrate metabolic process
Cellular component (GO): mitochondrion
Molecular function (GO): magnesium ion binding; NAD binding; isocitrate dehydrogenase (NADP+) activity
Source: RefSeq, a predicted model, not a curated record